AGAAUGGGGAGAAAGAAGCAUACGAGCCACGGUGUAGCGACCAGUGAUAGCUCAAAACCACAACACUGAGAAGGUCAAAAACGUCAACCCCAAGAAAAUGGUCGUCCGCAUUCGUCUAGCUCGUCACGGGUUCAGAAAUCGUCCCUUCUACCACAUUGUCGCUGCGAAUGGGAGAACAUCAUUGCGUUCGCAGCCAUUAGAAACGCUUGGGACAUUUGACCCAAUCCCAAAAAAAGUCAACAUUACGGACAAGAUUCCUAGAAUAAAGGACAUAGAACUCAACGUCCCACGAUUCAAGCACUGGAUUAGUGUUGGCGCACAACCCACGUACGCUGUUACAAAGCUUAUGGAAAAGUUUGAUUUGCUGCCUGCAGCUCCUAAGGUUUUACCAGUGGUAAAAAAAGAGCGCUCUUCUUAACAUGGGGCAGAGCACCCAAAAAUUGUUUCAGUUCUGUUCGCUUCAAGCGUGUUUCAAUUGCCUGCUGCACUGUUCCGUUAUUAGUUUGUAUGAGUUGAUUAAUGUUGGUUUCACUUCUUUUCGCCGGUUUGUUCGUUUCCGUGGUUUCAAAUCCAGUUCACUGUUAGUAUUAAUCAUCCACCACACUUAAACUGUCCGCCUUUCGCAAGCAUAUCUCGAUCCAAAAGGAGAAAGAAACUUAAUAAAAUUUAACCCUGUCCAGUUGUAAAAAACCAUUCACCGCUGAGCUUGUUCCAUGCAACACAGCAGUGAUACGCAUCAUCAACGGCAUCCUUCUCGUUACACCACAGCACACACACAAUCAUCGCACCUUGGAAGCGCUUCUGUACGCCAAAACAACCAAGGGCCUGUCUUUUGUGCCGGCCACCAUUUGUUCCACCACGCGCAACCGCCUUCACUGCUUCAAUAAAAAACGUUUUGAGCUUAGGACGAAAAGCUUACGAAGAGCUGACAAGUACAAAAGCAGCGCCAAAACACAUAAAGCAGUUCACGGUCGCCUGUGGAAACGGUCAUUCAGGGAGGAGGAUGCGAACACGGUAAACGCGCCUGUUCAUUUAAACACAAGCACACAUCAGCCGUCAUACCACCCUCUAACCAAAGAAAGGGAGAUAUGAACAAGCCUUAAAAGUAUAAGAUGAAUCAUGCAUAACAAAUCGUCAUGAAAAUUAUUGGGCAGCAGCAGCAUGCACAGAAUCUGAGGGCGCGGUUGUGACAGAGACGGAAAUGAAGAAGAGGGCUUGCUGGGGAGAGUGUCUGAGGCGACGGCCGCUGCGCGAGCGCUUGUAUCAGUGCUCACACUGCCAUUACGAGACACAUUUGCUGCUUCGGAGGUGAACGUCGUAUCGUACAGGCUGCUAGAACUGUCGCCGCGAACGCAUUCCGUUUGGUCAUCGUCAGCUGUAGGGUUCAGCAACCGGUCACCCGUCCAGACCCAAGUACCGCGAUCAACGAUUUCUUGCAGGAACUGGCCAAACGCAGUACGCAGACCAGAGUUGUCAGCAUCCCAUUUAAAGAAUCUGCACUUCCACGGGCGAUGCUCUGCGCGCUCGCGCUUGCGCAACUCCCGCUGUUCUUGUUCAAUUCUCGUUUUGGAGGAACUUGCCGCGUCAUAAUCACCCUCGGCAAGGGCACGAGCAACGUCACGCCAAACACGUCUUGUUUCGUACUCACCCUGCUGCUCGAUGGGAGCAACCGUUACCGGAGUAGGUUUUAACUGACGGAGGUCCAGGAACGUAGUGCCAUCGUGUUCGCCUUUAUGGCGGAUUUUCGAUUCACCGGUCCAAACACCUUCUACCACGUAAUCGGCCUUCUCGCCCUUCUUAUAAACAUUGGCCUUGAAACUGUUUUUCGUGCCAGAGAAAUAGCCUCUGCCGUGGUAGUUGAUUUUGGUGAUAUAGCCAGUUGUGGACACGAUGUGUGUCGAGUUGUGGAGUUCAAUGUAUGGAGCCAUGUACCAGAGCCCCUCCAAAGUCAGAUUUGGCAGGUUGAAAUAGUACGUCUCGUCAUAUUUUUUCAAAUGGAUGCGGAUCUGGCCAGGCUGUGAGACGGCAAGAGUUCGUCCGGAGAAACGACAUUUGUAAGGGUUGUAAUUCAAAGCUUCAAUGCCUGCCUCUUCGCACACAGCUCGACAAACGGAGACGGGAGGGUGAUGCGACACUUGUUCCACGGUGAUAUCGACCUUGCCCUUUGACGAAUCCCAACUUCCAAUAAGCAGUUCACCCAAAAUUGGAUUCAAGGGCUUCUUUUCCGUACCGUACUACAUUAAGAGUUGUUAAUAGCGUGAACUUUGUCAAAUAAAGUUAGAAACGUACGCUUUGGUUACGAGAAGCGUAUUCACGGUUAAUACCGCAAAUGUACCAUUUCAGCACAUUCAUCAUUCUCUCGAGGGGUGUUUUACCGUCAGGAAUGGAGACAAAAAUCUCGGGGUACUCGUACCAAUACGACAGGUAUUCAAGCAACGAAGUACCCGACAAAAUAAAAGACGGGGCCGUCAGUGAAGAAAGGUCACCUGUGCUGCAUGAUUGUUAGUCGAAGGGUUUCUGGAAAAGCGGGUUUUAUGAGAGGCUAAGAAAGGUGCUAGAGUGAGGGCAACAAAAAAAAGUAUCUGCUCCAUUCACCAACUGUUUUUGUUUAUAUGCAGAAAAUCAGACAAUACAUUACAGUCCCAGUUGCAGCUACUCAGCACCAGUCUCGUCCGUCUUCAAAGUGUACGUACAAGGUAGCCAGGGUUUUGAGAAAUCCCUUGAAGCGUCUCCGUUAGCUAAGUUCCAGAAU
Schizosaccharomyces japonicus yFS275 is the source of this 2752-nucleotide messenger RNA. Its product is annotated as mitochondrial 37S ribosomal protein MRPS16. Gene Ontology annotation, molecular function: structural constituent of ribosome. Gene Ontology annotation, biological process: translation. The transcript has 3 exons. NCBI's taxonomy places the organism in Eukaryota, Fungi, Ascomycota, Schizosaccharomycetes, Schizosaccharomycetales, Schizosaccharomycetaceae. The record is from RefSeq and is a predicted model, not a curated record. Gene Ontology annotation, cellular component: cytoplasm; ribosome. The coding region runs from base 98 to 418 and encodes 106 amino acids.